This is a messenger RNA of Microthlaspi erraticum, 1089 nucleotides long. Lineage: Eukaryota; Viridiplantae; Streptophyta; Magnoliopsida; Brassicales; Brassicaceae. The record is from the annotation of a GenBank genome assembly.
AUGGCUGUCCCUGAAAAUGCUGGUGUGAAAGUGGACUCUUCUGGUCAGAAUUUAGCCAACAACACUGUUUCCUCUGCUGCCGAGACUAAGCCGCCGUGUCCUGGCGAUGAUCAGAGCCCUAAAUCUGAUUCCUCUCUGGCAUCAUCGAAUCCUCCAAUCGCCGAUUCGACUCCGGUAGCCGACGAUCGGACCAAUGACACUGCCAAAGCUGGUCAGACGCCAAAUGGGUUUAAGGGAAAUGGAUUCAGCUCGAAAUCGGUGACUGGUGGUGAGAGAGAGAACAACAACGGAGGGAGUCUCAAGAGUGAGAUCAACCAUUUGGCUGAUGCUUUCUCUAAGCUCAAUCCGAUGGCUCAGGAGUUUGUUCCUCCUUCACUGGCUCGAAGCCAAUCUGUGGUUUUGAGAAAUGGGUUUACUCACAAUUUCGCAGAUGGGAGUGAUAAUUAUGUUAGAAGGAGAAGGAUCUUUGGCCAAGCGAAGAGGAGAGUGAACAAGAGAACCACCAUGGCUCAGAAGGAUGAUGUAAUCAGGAGAACUGUCUAUGUCUCCGACAUCGAUCAACAGGUGACCGAGGAAACCCUCGCAGGUGUCUUCAUUAAUUGUGGACAGGUUGUUGAUUGUCGUGUGUGCGGUGAUCCAAAUUCUGCCCUGCGUUUCGCUUUCAUUGAGUUCACCGAUGAAGAGGGAGCUUUCAAUGCUUUGAGCAUGUCGGGAACAGUGCUCGGCUUUUACCCUCUUAAGGUGCUUCCUUCCAAAACUGCUAUUGCACCUGUUAACCCGACUUUCCUUCCUCGGUCUGAGGAUGAGCGUGAGAUGUGCGUGAGGACUGUUUACUGUACCAACAUUGACAAGCAUAUCACUCAAACUGACUUGAAAGGCUUCUUUGAAAUGCUCUGCGGAGAGGUUCAUCGUCUGAGGCUUGGAGACUAUCACCACCAAACCCGCAUUGCUUUUGUUGAGUUUGCAAUGGCUGAAAGUGCAAUUGCAGCUCUUCACUGCAGUGGUGUUAUCUUGGGCACACUCCCAAUAAGGGUGAGCCCAUCAAAGACACCAGUAAGGCCGCACUUUCCCCGUGAUGAGGGCAACUAA